UGCGCCCGCGCCGCCCUACCGAAACCGCUUGCUAUCCCAUCUCACUACCUGGAUUUGUACCUAGGGGUUAUUUUAUAACAUAAAUUAAGUUGUUUUAUUGAUUCUAAAUGAUUGUUCAAUACCCGUAAGAUGGCCGAAGUUUGUAGACUCGGCAGUUAUAAUUCACAAAGAAAAACUAUUAACGACCAAGAAGAAAAUGUUUGUUUAUUGAAUGUUUUGUGUGUGUUUAUAUCGUUGGUAACCAUUCUUGCCGAUUUAACUACAGAUGUAUUGGUUUUCGUCGAAUAUUGUAAAAGUGGAUAUCCAUACUGGGCACUGACGACUUUAAUUUUUAUUGUUGCGCCUAAUGUUAUGAUAAAUGUUUUUUCAUUGAGAUGGUUUGUCAUUGACCAGAAGUCUGGAAUUAGAAAAUGGAUAACUCAUGGAUUACUAGUGGGGAUGUUAGAGAGGUACAUUAUUUUCAUGCACAAAGUGUUUGAAUGUAAAAAUGUGGAGUCAAUAAAAUCGCUAAAGCUAUUUACUCAAAUCAAUGAUCUCAAUUUAUUGCAUUUCUUAUAUGUUUUUAUUGGAACUAUUCCACAAAUUAUUUUACAAGUUUACGGAAUUGUUACAUUAAACGAAAACUAUCACACAAAAGCAUUUGCCCUUUGUGCUUCGAUAGCAUCAGUAGUAUGGGGAUGCGCGAAUUACAUUUACGGCCUUUCUUGGUUUGGUAGUGAAAAAUCUCAAUGGAGUGCAUUUUUACUGAAACUUAUUUGGCAUUUUGGAAUGCUUAUUAGUCGCAUUGCCGGUAUUAUAUUAUUUACCAUUGUCUUUGGUAUAUGGACAUUAGUGCCUUUAGGCCUACACUGGUCUGCUAUGACCUUCUGGAUUGUAACACAAAAAACUACGUUUUGUCCCAAUAAACUAGAGGAAACAUUUUAUAAUGUUAUUAUGGGACUUGUGUAUUGCUUCUGUUAUAUUAAUUUACGAGAGGGCCAUACGAGAUAUCGCCUGAUGAUGUUCUACACGUUAAUGGUGACACAAAAUUUUGGAAGUUUAUUUUUGUAUGUAUUGAUAUCUGACUCAGAAAAACAAAAGAAACCUUGGUCUAUUGCAACAUCUACGUGUGUGAUUGCUGGAACUAUAAUAGGAAUGUGCGCCAUGAUAUUUUACUAUAGAUAUUUUCAUUCUAAAGGACCUAUACCAUGGAAAAACGAUAGCAACGAUAUCGAGCUAAAUAAUAAAGUCACAACAGCUACAGAAAAUAAAAGAACAAACAACAAAAGUUUAAAUUACGUCAGGUCUUUCAAAAGCUCUCAAAAGAUAAAAGUAAUCGAAGAAACUGCUGAAAGGAAGAAUUGUGCUCAAGUACAACCAAAUGACAUUGAUAGUGCUGACAAAAAGUUCUUGCUAGAUCAUUGGAUCGCUAGGUCUGGAACCCCAACCUUUACAUCAGCUCCAGUUGGUGAUAAUAGCAUGGAUGUUUCUAGCGUAGAGUUUCAUACAGUGGCAAACACUCCUCAAACAGUCACUAAAGAAGACAAUAAUUUAUACGAAAGGGGUAGGGUAAAAACUUUACUUAAAAAAGGUAAAGGAUCCCAAGCGCUGGAACCAACUGAAUUGACAUCGAAGAUAUCUGCAUUUGAGAGUAUAGAAAGCUCUAUAGACAUUAUUACUUCAAGUAAUCUUAAUUUACAAAAACGUCGUGGAAUUUGUUCAUCUGAUGAGUUAAGGGAUGAUUUGACCAAUGCAAAUUUGGAUGUUUGUGAAAUGGUUGACGGAGAUUUUAUAAAAACCUCGAAAGCAGAACAUGGCUCUGAAUUUAGUCAUGACACCGAUGGGUCUAAUAAGAAGACAUCGUCUGACUCAAUAGACAUGGAUUUGGACUUGAGUUUUAGUGAUAUUAAUAGUUCAGAUAUAAAUACUUUCAACGAAAAUAUUGUUCAAAAGUUGUGCUUAAGUGCCCUGAGGAAUAUAAAGGUUGGAAACCAGGAUGCUGAUAUUGAAAAUAUACAAAGGAUUGCUUUAGAUAUUUUGAAAGAAAUGUACACUCGAAAAGGUAAAACCAAGAAAGUUAUGAGCUGUGAGACAGUUCCCUCAAAACAACGUGAUUUAGAUACACCAACUGAAAUAUUGUCUGUUCAUGAUUAUGAAAAUAUAUGUGCAGUUAAUAUAGCCCGUGAAGCAUGGGGCCUAAGAUCUUGGAAUGGAUAUUCGGAUAUAGAAAAUUGGCUUCAUGACGGCAGUGUGUUUAGAGAUAGAAGACGUGAUACACUAACUUCCGGGAGUUCCGAAAUCAGUAGUUGUAUAUCUCAAGAUUUAAAAACUGCCAUUCUAGCAGCACCACCUUUCCCGAAAAAAGCUCCAACCUACUCAAACGUCUUUGUCAAGUUUGACCCAAGUAACCAAGAAGAAUACGUCGAUUCGAUAAUUUGCCAAACUAAUGACGACACUUUUCUUGCUAAACCAUGUAUGGUUGACUCUGGAAAAGAUUAUUUAGAACCAAUUUUGGAAGAGUUAGAUGAUUUAGGUGACUUAGACCCAUCAAGUAAAAAGAGGCUUAAUUCUGAAAGUUCUUUAGUAGCUACUAUAGAUGAAAUUCGAAAAGCGACAAUUGCCAAUUCGCCAAGAAAUCUAUAUCACAAUCGGAAAGAUCUACAUUGGUAUUCUCCUGAAGAGGAAGACUCGUGUAAAAUGGAAUGUAAUCUUAAAAAAGCUUUAUGGAAAGAACCGUCUAAGUUCGACUCAAGUAACAUAAUGGAAUCUCUACCAGAAAAAGAAAAUAUUCUUAAUGUUUUUAAUGAAUCCAAGUUUGAUUUACAUAAAAAAGGAUUGAGUUGUACGAUGACAUCUUCGUCUGUUGCUCCUCUUGAACACACCGUUAAUAGUCGGAAAAAUGCUAGGAUCCGGCAAAAGACAAAUGUGAGCAAUCUUAAAACCCACUACAAAAGAAAUUCUUCUAAGCCUGAUCAAACACUUCAAGAUUUGUCAAAUAAGGACAUUGACUUGCUAUGGCAAUUGGUUACGGAUAAUUCCAUGCCACUUAGUUCUACUGACGACCUAGCUUCGGGACGAUUAACAUCCUCAUUACAAUCACUGAUACAAAAAGACACAUCCAUAUCAAACGUUGAAGCACCACCUUCUAAGAUGAUGAACAUGAAAAAAAACUUAAGAAGUAAACCGAGACGUAAGUUUUCUAUUCUUCGGGAAAAGUUUGAACCUAAAUUAAACAUACAUUCUGAUGAAGAAUCAUUAUUUUAUUCUUCAGAAAAAAUAUCAGCCUCAGCUGAGUCAAUUGUAGUUAGAAAUAGACUCGAUGCUAGUAACGAACACGUCGACAGUAUAACAGACGAUAAAAAAAAUAAUGUGACAUCAACUGAAGCUAAAGCUAAUAAUUCAGAAGCGGUUAGAUCUGAUUUUAUAAUGUCGAGAACGAUGAAGGAAAAGAGAUCUUUGUUUAUGAAGCAAGUGCUGAGCCCACCUAAAUUUAAUACAAAGUUAAAACAUAAGGUUUAACUGGCUUAACUAUGAAAAAUGGCAUAUUUUAUAAGUUAUUGUAAAUAUUUUAUUAUUAUUUACGGUGUAACAACAGAUCGAAGUCAUUUGUAACAUAGAUCUCAUCUUUGAUGUAGUCAAUCUAUUUCAAUUGCAUUUGUCCAUUAACUUAAACUGUAAGCCUGCAUUAGACUUAGUGCCCGAAACUUCAAACAAAGGAGACGACGGUGAUAGUAAAACUAUAUUUUUUUAAUAAAAAAUAUAUAAAAAGCCAUCCCAACAUGAUAUGAUAUCAAGGCGUAAAUAACUGAGGUCGCAUGUAAUGUGGGCUGGACUUCUAAUUAUUGCAUGUAUAAUAUUGUCACAUUUUUUGUCUAUAUCUUUAUGAUUGAUGUCAAAUCAGUCAUGAUUAUGUGAGUUUAACUCGAGAUUUAUGACCUAUUUCUUUUUGGAACUUCUUGUUAAACCCUAGCAGUAGCAACGAUUUCAUACAAUAGAACGUUUUUAUAUUUUAAAGUGUACAUUUUUUAUCCGAGAUUACGUUAAGUGGUUAAGUGGAAAAAAAAACUUCAAAGAAAUAAGGACUACCCUAGUAUAUAGACACUCGAUAUACCUAGACAUAAACACAGUAGAUUAAAACACUUAAAACUUGGAUUCGAUCCCGAUAAGUUGAUGUAACUUUAAAUAACUAAUUACAUUAGGUGCAUUGCUUCUAUAAAAUGUGAUUCAAAAUGACAAACCUUAUAACUGUGAUGUGUGUGCCUUUUUUAUUUCAGCCAGUAUUACUUAAUUUUAUUAUGUAUGUAUUGAUUUUUAUUACAUUAUCAUACUGAAA
Messenger RNA from Leguminivora glycinivorella, 4312 nucleotides. RefSeq lists its product as uncharacterized. Gene Ontology annotation, cellular component: plasma membrane. The transcript has 7 exons. Gene Ontology annotation, biological process: engulfment of apoptotic cell; phosphatidylserine exposure on apoptotic cell surface; apoptotic process involved in development. The coding region runs from base 130 to 3498 and encodes 1122 amino acids. Lineage: Eukaryota; Metazoa; Arthropoda; Insecta; Lepidoptera; Tortricidae. The record is from RefSeq and is a predicted model, not a curated record.